CCUGGGGGUCCCUGGUGUCCCCGGGGGCGGGGCGCUGCCCGCUGUCCCCUCAGGUGUCCCCGCUGUCCCCAGGUGUGGCCCGGACAGGGGGGGCGGCCGGGCCCCCCCCGGCGAGACCCCCCCCAGGCCCCGCCAGCGCUGACAGGCCGCCAUGGGGGACGCCGGGGGGGGUUUCGGGCUGGCGCUGCCGGAGCUGCGGGCGCUGAUGGAGCUGCGCGGCCCCGAGGCGCUGCUGAGGCUGCAGCGGGACCUGGGGGGGGUCCCGGGGCUCUGCCGCCGCCUGCGCACCUCCCCCACCGACGGGCUGUCCGAGGGUCCCCCCGAGCUGGAGCGCCGCCGCCGGGCGUUCGGCCGGAACUGGAUCCCCCCGCGGCGCCCCAAGAGCUUCGCGGCGCUGGUGUGGGAGGCCCUGCAGGACGUCACCCUCGUCAUCCUCGAGGUGGCCGCGCUCGUGUCCCUCGGGCUGUCCUUCUACGCGCCCCCCGGCGCCGCCGAUGAAGCGUGCGGGCAGGCGUCGGGCGGCGCGGAGGACGCGGGCGAGGCGGAGGCGGGCUGGAUCGAGGGCGCGGCCAUCCUGCUCUCGGUGGCCUGCGUGGUGCUGGUGACGGCGUCCAACGACUGGAGCAAGGAGCGCCAGUUCCGCGGGCUGCAGAGCCGCCUGGAGCGCGAGCAGCGCGUGGCCGUGCUGCGCGGGGGGCGCCUGGCGCAGGUGCCCGUGGCCGACCUGGUGGUGGGGGACGUGGUGCAGGUCAAGUACGGUGACCUCCUGCCGGCCGACGGGGUCCUGAUCCAGGGCAACGACCUCAAGAUCGACGAGAGCGCCCUGACCGGGGAGAGCGACCACGUCCGCAAGUCCCUGGACAAGGACCCGCUGCUGCUCUCGGGCACGCACGUCAUGGAGGGCUCGGGCAGGAUGGUGGUGACGGCCGUGGGGGUCAACUCGCAGAGCGGCAUCAUCUUCACCCUGCUGGGCGCCGCGGGGGACGACGAGGACGACGGCAGGGACAGGAAAGGGAAGCCGCAGGAUGGCGCCGUGGACGCCCCACAACCCAAAGGCAAGCGGCAGGACGGGGCGGUGGCCAUGGAGAUGCAGCCGCUGAAGAGCGCCGAGGGAGGGGACAGCGGGGACGGGCCGGGGACGCGUCCCCGAGGUGGCCCCAAGAAGGAGAAGUCCGUGCUCCAGGCCAAGCUGACCCAGCUGGCCGUGCAGAUCGGGAAGCUUGGGGACACACCCCCCAGGUGGCCCAGGUCAAACUGGGUCAACUCGCAGAGCGGCAUCAUCUUCACCCUGCUGGGCGCCGCGGGGGACGACGAGGACGACGGCAGGGACAGGAAAGGGAAGCCGCAGGAUGGCGCCGUGGACGCCCCACAACCCAAAGGCAAGCGGCAGGACGGGGCGGUGGCCAUGGAGAUGCAGCCGCUGAAGAGCGCCGAGGGAGGGGACAGCGGGGACGGGCCGGGGACGCGUCCCCGAGGUGGCCCCAAGAAGGAGAAGUCCGUGCUCCAGGCCAAGCUGACCCAGCUGGCCGUGCAGAUCGGGAAGGCAGGCCUGGCCAUGUCGGCCAUCACCGUCAUCAUCCUCGUGCUCUACUUCGUCAUCGAGACCUUCGUGGUGCAGGGCCGGCCCUGGCUGGCCGAGUGCGCCCCGGUCUACGUGCAGUACUGGGUCAAGUUCUUCAUCAUCGGCGUCACCGUGCUGGUGGUGGCCGUCCCCGAGGGGCUCCCGCUGGCCGUCACCAUCUCGCUGGCCUACUCCGUCAAGAAAAUGAUGAAGGACAGUGGGAGUUUCUGGAGCCUGAGGGGUAGACUUGGGGGAUUAUCAAGGUUCAAAUUAGAGAAGGUUUCAAACUGUAGUAAAUGGAAUCAGAGGGAGAAGAUGCCCCCCGAAGCCCCCGGGGCUCUGCCCCGCCACGUGGGCAACAAGACCGAGUGUGCCCUGCUGGGGCUGGCGCUGGCGCUGGGCCGCGACCCCGAGGCCGAGCGGGCGCAGGUGCCCGAGGAGCACCUGGUCAAGGUGUUCACCUUCAACUCGGAGCGCAAGUCCAUGAGCACGGUGACGCGCCGGCCCGGGGGCGGCUACCGGCUGCUCUGCAAGGGCGCCUCCGGGAUGGUGCUGCGCAGGUGCAGCUCGAUGCUGGACGCGGGGGGCGCCCCGCGGGCGCUGGGGGGCUCGGAGCGGGAGGAGCUGGUGCGGCGCGUGGUGGAGCCGAUGGCGGCGGGGGGGCUGCGGACCCUCGCCCUCGCCUUCCGCGAUUUCCCCCCCCGGCCCGAGCCCCCCUGGGACGACGAGGCCGCCGUGGUCGGGGAGCUCACCUGCAUCGCCAUCGUGGGCAUCGAGGACCCCGUGCGGCCCGAGGUGCCCGAGGCCAUCCGGAAGUGCCAGCGCGCGGGGAUCACGGUGCGGAUGGUGACAGGCGACAACCUGGACACGGCGCGCGCCAUCGCGGCCAAGUGCGGCAUCCUCCCCGCGGGCGGCGGCGACUGGCUGUGCCUGGAGGGGAAGGACUUCAACCGGGGCAUCCGCAACGACCGGGGGGAGGUGGAGCAGGAGCGCCUGGACAAGGUGUGGCCCAAGCUGAGGGUCCUGGCGCGGUCGUCACCCACCGACAAACACACCCUGGUGAAAGGGAUCAUCGACAGCACCAUCGGGGACCAGCGCCAGGUCGUGGCUGUCACCGGCGACGGCACCAACGACGGCCCCGCCCUCAAAAAGGCCGACGUGGGGUUCGCCAUGGGCAUCGCGGGCACGGACGUGGCCAAGGAGGCCUCGGACAUCAUCCUGACGGACGACAACUUCAGCAGCAUCGUCAAGGCCGUCAUGUGGGGCCGCAACGUCUACGACAGCAUCUCCAAGUUCCUGCAGUUCCAGCUCACCGUCAACGUGGUGGCCGUCAUCGUGGCCUUCACCGGGGCCUGCAUCACACAGGACUCUCCGCUGAAGGCGGUGCAGAUGCUGUGGGUGAACCUGAUCAUGGACACGCUGGCGUCGCUGGCGCUGGCCACCGAGCCGCCCACGGAGGCGCUGCUGCUGCGCCGGCCCUACGGGCGCGACCACCCGCUGGUGUCGGGCACCAUGCUGCGCAACAUCCUGGGCCACGCCGCCUACCAGCUGCUGGUCAUCUUCACCCUGCUCUUCGCCGGUCAGUGA
Messenger RNA from Onychostruthus taczanowskii (white-rumped snowfinch), 3148 nucleotides. RefSeq names its product plasma membrane calcium-transporting ATPase 3-like. The transcript has 20 exons. Gene Ontology annotation, biological process: calcium ion transmembrane transport; regulation of cytosolic calcium ion concentration. The coding region runs from base 152 to 3148 and encodes 998 amino acids. Gene Ontology annotation, molecular function: ATP hydrolysis activity; ATP binding; PDZ domain binding. The record is from RefSeq and is a predicted model, not a curated record. NCBI's taxonomy places the organism in Eukaryota, Metazoa, Chordata, Aves, Passeriformes, Passeridae. Gene Ontology annotation, cellular component: membrane; intracellular membrane-bounded organelle.